Messenger RNA from Cicer arietinum (chickpea), 2123 nucleotides. RefSeq lists its product as uncharacterized. Gene Ontology annotation, molecular function: glycosyltransferase activity. The record is from RefSeq and is a predicted model, not a curated record. Lineage: Eukaryota; Viridiplantae; Streptophyta; Magnoliopsida; Fabales; Fabaceae.
UUAAAAAGAUCAUAAAAAACAUUCACAUUUUCAUAAAUGACACAUAGUUAAUGAAACUUUUAAAUGGAGGAAUGCAACAACAACAAUAAAGGAGAAGUUCAGCCUUCAUCAAGAUCAAUUCCACAACAACAAUAUUAUUCUAGUUUCAUACCAAGAAGAGAAAACAAAGGUAGUAUUAAUGCUUCAUCAUCAUUGUUUUCUUGGUUUGGAAACAACCGGUUAGUUUUAUGGCUACUUUUGAUUACCCUUUGGGCUUAUCUUGUUUUUUUUGUUCAAUCAAAGUGGGAUCAUUAUGAUAAAGAACAAGAAAUUUCUUCAAGGUUUGAUUUUCAUCACAACAAUCAUGAUUUGGUUGUAAAAAAUAGUUCUUUAUUUGUUGAUACAAAAAUUGAUGGAGUAUUGUCCAAGAAACAAGAAAAUGGUUCAAAGAAAAGGAGUAGAAGGUCUUUGAGAAGCAAACACAAGAGAAAAAUCAAAGUUGAAAACUUUGCUAUAGAAAAAAAUGAGAUAGAAUUUGAAAUUCCUCUUGUUGGUCCAUUUGGGUCAAUAGAAGACAAAAUUUUGAAAUUGGGUAGUAAUGAAAAUAUUUGUGGAGUGUGCAACAAGAAAGGUGAAUUUGCAAAAGUUGUUAAGUCAAAGAGCUUUGUGUUGAUAUUUCACGAGCUUUCUAUGACUGGAGCACCACUUUCAAUGAUGGAAUUGGCAAGUGAACUUUUGAGAUGUGGUGCAAAUGUUUCAGCUGUUGUUCUUAGUAAAAAAGGUGGUUUGAUGGAAGAGCUUAUUAGGAGAGAAAUUAAGGUGGUUGAUGAUAAAGUUGAUCAUAGUUUCAAAAGUGGAAUGAUUGCUGAUCUUGUCAUUGCUGGAUCAGCUGUUUGUGCUUCAUGGAUUGAACAAUACAUUGAACAUUUUCCAUCUGGUGCAAGUCAAGUAAUUUGGUGGAUUAUGGAAAAUCGAAGAGAGUACUUCGAUAGAUCGAAACACGUCUUGAACAGAGUGAAGAUGCUGGUUUUUCUUUCCGAAUCGCAAUCGAAGCAAUGGCGAAAAUGGUGUGAAGAAGAAAGCAUAAGACUUAUAUUCCACCCUGCAAUUGUUCCAUUGUCUGUCAAUGAUGAACUUGCUUUUGCAGCUGGAAUGGAUGUAAAAAGAAAGGUUUUGCGCGAAUCGAUUCGAAGAGAAAUCGGGUUGAAUGAUAAUGAUAUGCUUGUGAUUUCACUAAGUAGCAUUAAUCCUGCUAAGGGUCAGUUAUUGUUUCUUGAAUCAGCAAGUUCAUUAGUAGAAAAUGAAACAUUUCCAAAAGAUGAGAAAAUGAAAAAAUCAUUAGAAGAUGGAAAAAAUGAACAUGUUUCUACUUUGAUUAGAAGACAUCAUAUUAGAAAAUUGUUGCCAAUGUUGAAGGAUGGAAGUGUGGAUUUCAACAAUGUCUCAAGCAAUUCUAUAAGCAGUAACAGAAAGAAAGUGUUGUUAACCAACAACAAUGGAAAAAUGAAACAAUCUCUCAAAAUUCUCAUUGGUUCUGUGAGAUCUAAGAGUAACAAGGUGGAAUAUGUUAAAAGUCUUGUAAGUUUCUUGUCACAACAUUCAAACUUGUCAAAGUCUGUUUUGUGGACUCCAGCUACAACACAUGUUGCUUCAAUUUACUCUGCUGCUGAUGUUUAUGUCAUAAACUCUCAGGGAUUGGGAGAAACCUUUGGACGUGUGACAAUAGAAGCAAUGGCAUUUGGUCUUCCGGUGCUUGGAACAAAUGCUGGAGGAACAAAGGAAAUUGUGGAACAUAAUGUGACUGGUCUUCUUCAUCCUAUUGGACGUGGAGGGAAUCAUGUCCUUGCACAAAAUCUUCGGUUUUUACUUGAAAACCAAUUGGCAAGAGAGAAAAUGGGGAUGAAUGGAAGAAACAAAGUGCAAAGAAUGUACUUGAAGCAACACAUGUAUACUAAAUUUGUAGAUGUUCUUGUUAGGUGCAUGACAAGCAAAUAACUACUUCUCACUUCUAGUUGUUACUAGCCAAUUUUUUUAGAUGUUCUUGUGGUUACUUCUAGUCAAAUAUUAUAUGUAAAAGUCGAACUUAGGAGAAUCACAUCGACUCCGUUAAUAAUUACAUAAUUCUUUGAAUUUCUUUAUGUUGA